Camelina sativa (false flax) is the source of this 685-nucleotide messenger RNA. RefSeq names its product auxin-induced protein 15A-like. The record is from RefSeq and is a predicted model, not a curated record. NCBI's taxonomy places the organism in Eukaryota, Viridiplantae, Streptophyta, Magnoliopsida, Brassicales, Brassicaceae. Gene Ontology annotation, biological process: response to auxin.
UCAAAACAUUUUUUUUAUCAAUCUAUCUUAUACUAGAUAUUAAUCGUCUCCUCCUACUAAAAUGAAGAGCAAGUUCAUUAAGUCCUGUGAAAAGAAACUGAAAAAGAUGACAAGCAAAGUCAUAAUACCUUGUACGUCUUGCGAGGCAUGCUACGAGAGAAUUUGCUGGGCAUUCAAGAAGGAAGCUGAGGUGACACCAAAAGAUGUCCCUAAGGGACACUUGGUUGUAUAUGUGGGUGAGGAGUACAGGAGGUUUGUGAUAAAGAUCACCUUGCUUAAACACCCACUCUUCCGAGCAUUGCUGGAUCAAGCAGAGGAUGCUUACGGUUUCAGUGCUGACUCCAGACUAUGGAUUCCAUGCAAUGAGAGUACCUUCCUCAAUGUUGUCCGUUGCGCUGGUGCUCCCCAGCAUCAGAAUAACUGCAUAUGUAUCUAGGAAGGUUCUUGUACAGGGAACUCAAGACAGUCAUUGAUUUCUCCGGCUCCACGUUUACAAAAAGAAUAUUGUUUAAUGCUAAGCUAUCAGGGUACACUAAUAAUGUAAGACUUUUUGUAUUAAAUGUGUCUUUAAAUUCAGUGGGGAAUGAAUUAUUAGCUACAAGGAAAGCAAUAAAAUACGAUUGAAGUUCUGUGUCACACUUCUCCAGCUCCAAAGAAAUACAUAAGCCACAAAAGCAGAGCUUGU